CCCCGCGCGGUCCCGCUCUGGAUUGGUUGGGGUCGGCCAUUAGUUGUUCUUUGUUAGGCCGGAGCGGGUUUUCGGUCUGGAGUUUGCACUUCGGAGGGCAGCGGCCUUCGCGGAUCGCCAUCACCAUUACCAGGUGCAGUAGGAGCGACGGUCCGUCAGCGGCCUGGACUGAGCAUGAGCGGCGGUGUGUACGGCGGAGAUGAGGUUGGUGCCCUUGUGUUUGACAUUGGGUCGUACACAGUCAGGGCUGGCUAUGCUGGAGAAGAUUGUCCAAAGGCAGACUUCCCAACAGCAAUUGGGAUGCUGUUGGAGAGGGAUGAUGGAAGUGCACCUAUGGAAAUAGAAGGAGACAAAGGAAAGUCAAGCGGCACAACUUAUUUCAUCGACACAAACUCUUUGCGAGUUCCAAGGGAAAAUAUGGAAGUUAUCUCUCCUUUGAAGAAUGGAAUGAUUGAAGACUGGGACAGUUUUCAAGCAAUUCUAGAUCACACAUACAAGAAUCACAUAAAAUCUGAAGCUGGUCUACAUCCUGUUUUGAUGUCAGAGGCCCCAUGGAAUACAAGGGCAAAGAGGGAGCGGCUUACUGAGUUGAUGUUUGAACAUUAUAAUAUUCCAGCUUUUUUCCUGUGUAAAACAGCUGUGCUCACAGCAUUUGCAAAUGGCCGCUCCACAGGCUUGGUGUUAGAUAGUGGAGCCACGCACACCACGGCUAUUCCAGUACAUGACGGAUAUGUUCUUCAACAAAGCAUUGUUAAGUCACCACUUGCAGGAGACUUCAUCUCCAUGCAGUGCAGGGAACUAUUUCAAGAAUUAAAUGUGGAAAUAAUCCCACCUUAUAUGAUUGCAUCAAAGGAAUCAGUGCGUGAGGGAUCACCUCCUAAUUGGAAGAAGAAAGAGAAACUACCUCAGGUCACACGAUCCUGGCACAACUACAUGUGCAAUGAAGUGAUUCAGGAUUUCCAAGCUUCAGUGCUCCAGGUGUCUGAUUCUUCAUAUGAUGAACAAGUGGCUGCCCAAAUGCCCAGCGUUCAUUAUGAAUUUCCUAAUGGCUAUAACUGUGAUUUUGGUGCUGAACGACUAAGAAUUCCAGAAGGCUUGUUUGAUCCUUCCAAUGUCAAGGGUUUAUCUGGAAACACAAUGCUGGGUGUCAGCCACGUAGUGACCACAAGUGUUGGAAUGUGUGACAUUGAUAUUAGACCGGGUUUAUAUGGCAGUGUGAUUGCAGCAGGUGGAAACACAUUAAUACAGAGCUUCACAGACCGUUUGAACAGGGAGCUCUCCCAGAAAACGCCACCUAGCAUGCGGUUGAAGUUAAUGGCCAAUAACACCACAGUGGAACGAAGAUUUAGCUCCUGGAUUGGUGGGUCUAUUCUAGCUUCUUUGGGUACAUUCCAACAAAUGUGGAUCUCUAAGCAGGAAUAUGAAGAAGGAGGAAAGCAAUGUGUUGAAAGAAAAUGUCCUUAAAAUUAACCAAUAUUAUGGAUCUAUCACCUGUGAAGAUUUUACACCAGUCUUUACCUUUUUUUGUCACCCUAACUCGGGUUCUCAGGAACAGUGCUGAACCUCUUGUACAAACACUUUUUUUCUCCUCCCUCCAUGGGCUUCUUUGUAUAGCGGCUAGAUAAUGUAUAUUUAUAAAUGUUUUUAAAAAUUGUUCAGCCAAUUUUACUGACCAACCAGACCCCCAAAGACCUGUUUACAAACUUCCAAGUUAUUAUUUGUAUUAGAUUCAGAUUACACUAUGUUCAGGCAACACCAAAUAUUAUUACGCUAGUGAUAUUUUUGUAGUUGGUUAUGUUUUUUACACAGUAUAAAUGAACUGUUUAUCUUGUGCCUUUAAAUGAUAGCAGUUGUUUACAUGUCAGCUGAAAGCAAAUCUGGAGGUACGGCAGAAUAAACAUACUUGUGAUAGUCCUUAAUUACCCCUAACUGCUGUUUAAAGAUUUUUCAAUUCCCUGUGCACUUCACAUCAUACUCACAUGGACUUAAUAUUUAAAUUGAGUCAGUUGUGUAACAAUUUAAUUUUUUAUUUACAGGUUUUUUCAGUGCAAGAUUAACUUGAUGCAGACCGAUGUUGGAAUUUUUCCUUUAGUACUUUCUCUUCCUCCAUUUUUGCCUUUCUUGCAUUGUUGAUUUUACGUAGGUGCUUCUCAAUACGUCGCCUAGCAGAAAUAAAAAAAAAAUUGGCAGUUAAUUCAUACUCAGCUCUUCCACCACUUCACCUGAUUCUGUCAAACUCUGCCAGUGUCCAUCCUUGCACCCAAACAUGUUUAACCAUUUAUGUGCUGUCCUACAUUGUCUCCAAGUUAACACAGCCUCUUAAAUUGUUUUCAACUUCAUUGUUUCUCCAGGUCUUCAAUGCUAACAUUGCGCGUCAAUUUCUCCCAUGACUAAAUCUUUCAUCCCUCAAAAGUGCUCCUUUAAAAUCUACCUCUAACCAAGGUUUUUUUUUCACUUGCAUUAACAUUGCCUUGUGCUUGGCAUAAAAUUCUAUUCUAUAGUGCUGGAUAUUUAACUUCCUUCCUUUAUGCUCAAGCUUCGUUGUUGAUUAAUGAGCUAGUUUGCUGUAUGAAAUAAGUGCAGAGUCUAAACCAGUUCUUCUUCCAUUUCAACUGGUGAUGAGUGUUGAGUGGCAAGUAGUAUUAUUGUUUAUUUGCACUGGCUAUUCUAGGAUAGAACCUUCUAACCAGACUAACUAACAGGAUUUAAACAAGUCUGCAUUAGUGGAGAUUCAGAUUUUAUACCUCUAAUGACUAUUCAUUCUUUUUAAAUUUUUUAACCCUUUUUAAGCCUUCAAUAAAAUACUUUAGGCAGUGUAAAACAGCACGGGCCACACAAAUACUAUUUCUUAUUCCCAACUAAGUACAUCAGUUUCUUGGUUUUCCUUUUUUGUUUUUACAUAAAACUUAACAACCUUUACCAAUACAGUAAUAGAUGAUAACUCAGCAAUAAUUUUUUAAAAAUUUUUACAGAAAAUGAAGCUGGAGCAAAAGAUGGCUAUAAACCAAGAAUCAAACUUUUCCAAUCCUACGAAAGAAAGCAUGUUUUAAAAAUAAAUUCAUUCAUGGGAUAUGGGUUGUCAUUAGCCAGACCAGCACUUAUUAUCCAUCCUGAACUUCCCAGAGGGCAGUUAAGUGUCACCUACAGUACGGAGUGUAGCUUUCUAUCUAAGCCAAACCAGGUGAUUUUCUUUCCCUAAAAGGGCACCAAUGGCUUUUUCUGACCAUCUACAAUCAUUUCAGUGUCAUCAUGUGACUCCUAAUUCCACCAUCUACCAUGGCAGGAUUCAAACUGGGGUCUCUUGAUCAAUAGUCUAGCAAUAAUAGCAGUAGGCCAUUACCUCUGCUAAAAGCAUGCAAUAGUGACUCUUGCUCCCAUUAAGACUUGUCCUCACAUGCAUUAAAGAUAAUACUUCAACAUUUCCGCAGUUUAACAUACUGUUACAAUCAUUCAAUAUAGAAAAUACUUGAACCAACACUAAUAAAAUACCAUAAAUAAAAGGUUGAAGAAAAUAAUGGAUGAUAUAACUGCAAAUCUUAUAAAUUCAGCUGAACUGUAAACUGUUAAGAUAAUGAUUCCUUACCUAACAAAAAUAUCCACAAAUGGUAGCGUGUAAAAUCGUUUUCUUCUGUAUAUCUUGUUUAGAUACCAAGGAAUAGGCCAUUCCUUAAAUUUGUACCUAGAAAAGAAAAAUCUGAAGUAGAAGGCUUAACCCUGAUUUAGUAAACUUUUAUAGCAUCAUAAAAUCAGACAAUAUUUAUUGGAAUGCUACCUUGAAUAAACUGCAAUGCACUGGAUUACAUAAG
This is a messenger RNA of Chiloscyllium plagiosum (whitespotted bambooshark), 3806 nucleotides long. It is a transcript of the gene actl6a, whose product is annotated as actin like 6A. Lineage: Eukaryota; Metazoa; Chordata; Chondrichthyes; Orectolobiformes; Hemiscylliidae. The record is from RefSeq and is a predicted model, not a curated record.